Molecule: messenger RNA, 975 nt
Organism: Schizosaccharomyces osmophilus
Lineage: Eukaryota; Fungi; Ascomycota; Schizosaccharomycetes; Schizosaccharomycetales; Schizosaccharomycetaceae
Gene: gms2
Product: Golgi UDP-galactose transmembrane transporter Gms2
Exons: 3
Coding region: 1-975 (324 amino acids)
Biological process (GO): pyrimidine nucleotide-sugar transmembrane transport
Cellular component (GO): intracellular membrane-bounded organelle; Golgi membrane
Molecular function (GO): pyrimidine nucleotide-sugar transmembrane transporter activity
Source: RefSeq, a predicted model, not a curated record
AUGUUGCUACCAAUUGUUAUGUUAGCGUCUGGUGUAGCAAACACCAUUUUAUCCAAGUACCAGGAUAAUCUUGCAGAGGAUGCUGGGCCAAUAAAAAGUAUGGCCAUCUUUCAAAGCUUAAACAUCUUCUUGGGAGAGGCUUGUUUAUGGUUUUAUGUGUUUUAUCGCCGCUAUUCUAGAGGAUCGGAUUAUGAGUCAUUAGAACCGUUAACUCUCAAGGAAAAGGCUGCUUUGGCAUUGCCAGCUAUAAUGGAUAUUUCUGGCUCUACAUUAAUGAAUGUCGGCUUAUUGUUUACAAGCGCCAGUAUUUAUCAAAUGACAAGAGGGUCCUUAAUUAUAUUCGUUGCUUUAUUUUCGAUCACAUUUUUGAAAAGAUACAUUGGUCGCAAUCAGUGGCUUUCUUUGGCUUUCGUAGUACUGGGUGUGACAAUUGUUGGCUAUUCUGGAUUUACAUCAAACGUUGGAUCAAAUCCAACGUUAGGUAUCUCUGCAGUACUUAUUGGCCAAGGCUUUUUAGCCGUGCAGUUUACCCUCGAAGAAUACAUCUUGUCUUACAUCCAUGUCGAUCCUCCCGAGUUGGUUGCCUAUGAAGGUACUUACGGUGUCGUUUUUGUUCUCCUUGGUAUGGCUCUUUCUUAUUAUUUUGUUGGAUCCACGGAGGCUGGACGCUAUGGUUGGUUUGACUACUCUCACGUUUUCUCGCGACUAAACGAAUCUUGUAUUCUUUACUUCAUCUCCUUCGUUAUUAUGAUCUCCAUUGCCUUUUUUAACGUAAGUGGCCUUUCCAUCACACAAAUAUACUCCGCUACUACACGUUCUCUUCUCGACAUUGGUCGCACAUUCGGUAUCUGGAUUAUUGCCUUGCUUUUUGGAAUGGAAUCAUUUCAUCUCCUGCAAUUUACUGGAUUUGUCUUACUCAUCUAUGGAAUUGCAACCUAUCACUCCAUAAUAAAGCUUCCUCUCGCCGAAGUAUAA